AUGCGGGGGUUCACUCUUUUCCUUCCAGAAACACAUCAGCACUUCGAGUUUGGAUUUUUUAGUUCAACGUAUCAGAGUGUGCUUUCGAUGCUUUCUGUCAGUGGCCGAGUCUCUAUCGGAUAUCUAGGAACCGAGCCCAAUUUGUAUAAGUUCGGAGUGCCAAUAAAUGCUUGUGGUUUUUCAGCAACGGCAUUUGUUUCGCUUCGCCUUCCAUUCGCUAUGAUGUUCGCCGAGGCUUCUCCAGAGCGAAACGCUUCAUACAAACUCACACUGGACUCUGAUCACCCGUGUUUAGCGCUCAAUUCACUCUUUCCUGAAUUUCAAACGGAAAAUCCGACAUCAAUUGGUUUUCGAGUCCACGGGUACGACGCCACUGUGUCUAUUUUUGCAGCCCACAAAUCAAAUCGCUACAGGGUUCAAACAGAUCAACCACUACUGCUGAAUGUGGUCGUUCGUGAACUCGUUGAACGAAUACGAUUACAACAACCCAAUGCACAUUUGCAUGCCAAUAUUCCGAUGGGUUAUAUAUCUGCCAAGCUUGAGGAACUCAUGGAGUUGGAGGCGAAAAACGAAGCUGGAAAGAAAGUGAUUGGAGAGCGAUCACGAGAAAUGCGAGCAAUCGAAGCCCUGAUCCUUAGUAAGACCAGGAACACCAAACCUGGAACCUUUGAACACAUUGAUUUGCUUUACAGUGAAGCCCACGAUCAAGUAAGUGUCAAAAUUGAGGAAAUGCAGCUAACACUCGCUUCAUUGUUCGACCUCGUCGCACUUUUGAUGCAUCUUGGUGGAUCAGAAAUCAGUCUCAACGGCAACUUCAUAACUGAUACAGAGCAGUCACUAGAAGAUCGACUAUCAUGGGCAUCUCACGUUUCCAAUGAUCCUACUCGUGCCAUUGCGGUUCUUUGCCAACAUACAGAGAAAGAGCUUCCACAAAUCAAGGAAGAAACUGAAGAAGAUGCAGAUGACUUUGAUACGUUUCAUACGGGAGAAAUUAAACUUUGA
This is a messenger RNA of Haemonchus placei, 1002 nucleotides long. NCBI's taxonomy places the organism in Eukaryota, Metazoa, Nematoda, Chromadorea, Rhabditida, Trichostrongylidae. The record is from the annotation of a GenBank genome assembly.